Molecule: messenger RNA, 342 nt
Organism: Rangifer tarandus platyrhynchus (Svalbard reindeer)
Lineage: Eukaryota; Metazoa; Chordata; Mammalia; Artiodactyla; Cervidae
Source: the annotation of a GenBank genome assembly
AUGGGCUGGAGGUUUGGGGAGGAGACAGAGCGACUGGCGCUGCGUUCUGUCCCUGGAUCCAAGAGUGACUCAGCCUCUCUCGUCCUUCAGCAUGGUUACUCGAGUAAUGAAUCCCCCAUCAUACCUCAGUCAGAUCAGCUCUGGUCUCUGUGUGCACCAGGGCAUCCCAGUUCAGGACUUGGGAACUGUUUGUUCCUUCUCAUGGACUCUGUGAAACUAAGCGGGGUAGGUUAUCCUCAGAACUCAUUCUCCCCUAGGUUUGCCUUGCUGUAUCUGGGGAUGAGAGAUUCCCCCAGGCUCCUCUCCAUCUCUGCCCACCACCACCACCCUGCUUUCAAUUAA